CCAAUGGCAGAGGAACUGGAGGAGGAAGUGGAGCAAGUGGAAUCAGACACUGAGAACAUUGAAGGUGAUUUGGAAGAGCAAGAUAAUAAUGAAGUACCCUCGGAGGCACAAAAAAGGCCUGAAGAAGUAGAAAAGAAAAUCUCGGACACUUUCUUCUAUAACUAUGAAGAUAUAUAUUCACGGCCAUUUGUCACUGAAGACUCUGGGAUACCAAUUAACCUUCUUACUCUUAAACAUUCUUUUGGAUAUGACUGCACCAGAAGUGUAAACCUGCUGCUGAUGGAUAGCCAAACACUGAUGUAUAUAGCAGGCAACCAAGUGGUGCUCCUGGAUCUGAAAACUAAAUCUCAAAAUUAUCUCCGGAGCAGCAGUGGUGGUGGAAUUGGGUUUAUCACGGUACACCCUACUAAGCAGUACUUUGCAGUAGGAGAAAAAGGAAAGAAGCCAAACCUCAUAAUCUACGAUUAUCCUUCACUGAGGCCCUACAGAAUACUGCGAGGUGGAACAGAGGAAGCCUAUGUUUUUGGUGAUUUCAACAAUGCUGGCACUUUGCUGGCCAGUGUUGGGAGCAGCCCUGACUACAUGCUGACUAUCUGGGACUGGAAACAAGAAAAGAUUGUGUUGAGGUCAAAAGCUUUUUCACAGGAUGUUUACAAGGUCACAUUUUCUGCUGAUAAUGAAGAGCAACUGACCACAUCUGGAGCAGGACAUAUCAAGUUCUGGAAGAUGGCUCUCACAUUCACUGGUCUCAAGUUACAAGGAGCUUUGGGCAGGUUUGGAAAAACAGCAGUCACCGACAUUAUAGGUUAUGUGGAGCUGCCUGAUGGGAAGGUUAUCUCAGGGACUGAGUGGGGCAACUUGCUGCUUUGGGAAGGGGGCCUCAUUAAAGUAGAGCUCUGUCGAGCUGGACACAAGCCGUGUCACAGUGGCCCCAUCAGCCAGUUAGUUCUGGAUGAAGGAGAACUUGUCACUGUUGGAAAAGAUGGCUUCAUUCGGGUGUGGAACUUCGAGACAAUAGAUGCUGCUGAUUCUGUGGAUGACACAGGGUUACUGGAGGUAGAGCCUAUGAAUGAACUUCAUGUUGGCAGGAAUGUCAGUCUGAGUUUCAUGUCAAAAGUUCAUGACUGUGGACAGCCUGUUUGGUACGCUCAGGAUACCAAUGGAGCAAUCUGGAAGCUGGAUCUGACUUUUUCAAAUAUGACCCAUGAUCCAGAAUGCCUGUUUACCUUUCACUCUGGAAGGAUUGAAGCCAUGAGUGUCUCUCCUACUACAUACCUUAUGGCCACCACUGCUCUUGAUCGGUCAGUGCGUAUCUAUGAUUUCAUCAGCAACAGUCAACUGAUUGAAAUUAAGUUUAAACAAGGAGGAACAGCACUGACGUGGGCACCUCGCGUUGUAAAUCCUAAAGGAGGUCUAAUUGCUGCGGGGUUUGAAGAUGGUGUUGUCCGCAUAAUUGAAGUUUAUGAUCCCAAAGGACUGCCCGUUCUUGCAGGACAGACCAAUACAGAGAAUGCAGAGAUAAAUCUGAAACAAGCUUUCAAGCCUCAUGCUACUGCAGUUACAGCCUUGGCAUAUGAACGAAAUGGAGAUGUGCUUGCCACAGGGAGUAAAGACAAAACUGUUUUCUUUUUUGCUGUUGAAGAUGAAUACGAGCCAAUUGGAUUCAUCUGUGUCCCUGGGCCUGUUCAGGCACUACAGUGGUCUCCACCUUCUCAUGUGACGAGCACACUGCUCAUCCUUUGUGAGAAUGGCUUUGCUCUCCAGGUUCCUGCCCCUCUCCCUGGUGAACAGGAUACAGUGUCCACCUAUCAAAUAAAAACCCUACCAACGCAGUACUUCCAUUUUUAUAGUAUUAAAUCCCGAAUGAAGCUGGAAGAGGAGAUUGCACUGAGAGAGAAAAAAAAGCAAGAGAAGGAGAAAGCAAAGCUUGAAUGGAUAAAGCAGCAACAGGAGAUGGGAAAGGAGUUAGAAGAAGAACCUGAGGAGGAACCCAAAGAAGAGCCAUUGCCACCUCUCUACAUACCAGAGGAGCCCAGUCCCAUCCUCUGUGGGUUUUAUUCAGCACCAGGAAAAUUUUGGCUUUCCUUGGGUGGAUAUGACUCAGGGUUCCUCUAUCAUUGUGAAUUCUCCUCAAAUGAUCACCAAGACGACCCUGAAAACAGGCAAGAUGAACCCUUUGAAGUAAUUCCUAUUGAGGACACCGACAACAAUCCCAUCCACCAAAUCUCCUUCUGUACCAGCAGACUACUGAUGUUCUGUGGGAUGCAGAAUGGUGCACUGCGUGUUUAUCCUCUCCAGGAUAAAGACCUCUCAGUGAAUGCCCUUAAAGAAUACUGGUCUUUCAAUAUACAUGACAAUGAUUAUGGCCAGAUCCAGGGGAUCUGUUCUAGUUAUGAUGAUAGGUUUCUGAUUACCUGUGGUGGAGAUGGAAACAUUUUUACUUUCGACAUCUUGUCUCCAGAGGACGUUCACAAAGAGCUAAAAGCCAAAAUCCCCUCUCCUAGGAGUGGUCUUGAGAAGGAGAGGGCUACUGAAGAUAUUGAGGAUCCCAAUGCCUACAACAUUGAGGAAGUCAAGCAGAAAAAGGAGUAUCAACGGAUAUUGAAGGAAGCUGAAGAAAAAAAACAGAAGAAACGAGAGGAGUUAAUUGCAUUGAGGCAUGAGUUUCUUUUUCUUCUUCAAAAGAAUCAGGAGUUGCCCAAGCACAUGCAGCUGCACAGAGAGUAUGAGAUGGACCAUAGGAUCUUGGAGGAGCUGGAUAGGCAGACAGCACAGAAAAUCCAGUUAGUGCAAAAAGAGCUGGCUUGGGAGCAUGAGGAACACUUGAUUGGACUGCAGAAACUACAAAAUCAAUGGUUUUGUCUAAUUUGGCUUUUCAGGUUUCGGGACUCACUGGAAUUUGAUAGUGUUGUUGUUCAUGCUAUUCAAAGCAAUCAUCAGAUUUCCACCUACAGACUUCUAGCAAUGUCUGAGAAAUACUACCAAGAUAAGGAACGUCCAUCAUGGAAAAGGACAGUACUUAAACAGGCCUGGAAACAAGCAGAAAAAAGAGAGAUCGUCAAAGAGACAAGGCGUACUCCAGUUUUCGAGGCUGAGGCUGAAAAGCUGAAGACAUCAGCGGUCCGAAAGUCAGCCACACGUUAUAUAGAAAGCAAACAUGAGCACAUCAGAAGAGUUGUUGAGAAAUAUGACAAGGUGAAAGCUAAGAUCAUGAAGAGGAAGGCAGAGUGGGAUGAAUUAUACAAGAGCAAACCAAGUGAUGACUAUGAGAAUCCCAAGGAUGCUGAGGACAUCAGAGAAGCACAGGAAAAUAUGGGAUGUUAUAAGCUGAAGACUGCUGCUAACUACAGAGUCCCUGAACACAAGCGUAUGAACACUGAGAAGAAGGUGAUGCAGCUUACAUCCCUGGAAGUGUUGAUCAACGCACUGGUGAUAAACUUUGAUGCUGAACUUCGUUUUCUCCGGCACAAGAAACUGAAGCUGGAUGUGCAGAUGAAAAUUGCUGACCUGCGCCACAUCACAUGGUAUGAAGAGCUGCUUAUCCUGAAGAACCUCGAAAAACAUGAAAACCUUUUCCAGGGACGUGUUAACACCCUCACCAGAGAGCAGGAGGCUAUGCAAUCAAAACUGAACAGCUACCUUGCACAGAUGGAGGAUAGAAAGUGUGAGAUAGUAAAGCUCCAGGAAUGUGAGAAAGCUCUUUAUGCCAACUUCCAAGCAUCCCUUGGAGAAAACAAUGAGUUUGCCCAUUUUCUGACCAAGGUUCUGAAGAAGAAAAUCAAGUGCGUGGAAAAAAAGGAAGUCGAAAGAGAAGCAGAUGAAGAAGAUGAGAAUGAAGAGGAGAAUAAUGAAGAGUCCAGCUUAGGGACUGAUGAAGAAAAUUCUGGAUCUGAAGAUGAAGUCUUUGAUGACUCUGUCUGCCCAAAGAACUGCAAUGAGACACUCUUCCAAAACACCAUCCGGCUCCGGCAGAAUCGGCUGGACAUUGAGAAAGCUUUAACAGAGGAGAAGAAAGUUGCUGCUAACCUCAGAAAGAAAUAUAACGCCUUGGCCAAAAAGGUAAAAGUAGUGGAAACCAGUCUGGACACCGCAGAGAGGGAACUGGAGACCUUUCAGCGGGAAAAGCAGCAGAGACUGAAUGAGCUAUAUGUAGUUGUGCCUUUGAAACUCCAUCAGGUGGAGUACUUGGUUAAUGGGGAGAUGCCCAGUGACUUCUCGCAGGCUUUGGUAUUUACCAACCAGUCCUUAGAGCACCUGCAGAAGAGAAUUGUGGACCUACAUAAUGAAAAGAUAAUGCAAAGAGAGAUCUAUAAGAAGGCCCAGGAGCAACAUAAGCGGCUCGUCCAGGACAAAAAGGAAAUGGAGAUAAAGAUUCUACGACUGGAAGAGAAGUGCAAUCAGCUGAUCGUGAAGAAGUUUGGCCGGUUGGUUGAUUUUGAAGCAGUUCAAGCACACUCCGUUAACAUACGCGUGGAAGAGUUGGAAGUGCAAAUAAUGGAGAAAGAAUAUGUGCACUCCCAGGAACUCAAAGAGUGGGAGGGAAGAAUCUUAGACCUGCAGCAGCAGCUAAUGAAGCUGACAAAGGAAAACACUAGUAAGCUGCAGCAGCUGAACAGCUUCUGCCUUGAAAAGCAGCAACUUGAAACGAAGCUGGAUUCAUUAGAGAAUGACCUGGGAGCAGAAUUUCAGGGCAUCCGAACUACUGACAUCAAAGAGAAGGCCAAACUGGAGUCGCGGCUCAAGCACACAGCUCGUGACACAGCCCUCCUAAGAGAAGAAAUCAAUCUUCUAAGCAGAAGAGACAGGUGCUUAAGAGAACUUGCUUUCCUUAGCAGAAAAGAUGGGUGCCUCUUUCUACAACCUUCAUCACCACAGGACUCUCAGACACCAACUGAAUCAUUCCCUGUUAUUAGAUCAGAAAAGCUAAGUAACAGUCCAGCUCUUCCUUAAAAAUGGACACGGUUAACUGUGGCAGUAGCAAUAACUGGAAGUGUGAAAUGAAUUGCUUUGGCUAUUCAGGGGUUUAGUUGUAAAGGGUUAUAUUUGUUUCCCCUAUCAAAACAUGAUUAUAGUGACAGAUAUGGAAUAAAAAAGUGCAAAUACACCCAGUAAAUGCUGUUAUCAGCCCAUUGCAGAGAUUUGCACUGCACAGA
Grus americana (Whooping crane) is the source of this 5153-nucleotide messenger RNA. It is a transcript of the gene CFAP44, whose product is annotated as cilia and flagella associated protein 44. Bases 4 to 4950 code for a protein of 1648 amino acids. NCBI's taxonomy places the organism in Eukaryota, Metazoa, Chordata, Aves, Gruiformes, Gruidae. The transcript has 32 exons. The record is from RefSeq and is a predicted model, not a curated record. Gene Ontology annotation, molecular function: protein binding.